This is a messenger RNA of Mucor velutinosus, 2625 nucleotides long. RefSeq lists its product as uncharacterized. The transcript has 7 exons. The record is from RefSeq and is a predicted model, not a curated record. The coding region runs from base 1 to 2625 and encodes 874 amino acids. Lineage: Eukaryota; Fungi; Mucoromycota; Mucoromycetes; Mucorales; Mucoraceae. Gene Ontology annotation, cellular component: retromer complex; retromer, cargo-selective complex; late endosome. Gene Ontology annotation, biological process: intracellular protein transport; retrograde transport, endosome to Golgi.
AUGACGAUUCAAACAGUGAGCGAUCAACAAGCACAGUAUCUGAAAGAGGCUCUGCAAGUAGUCCGCAUCCAGUCCAAGCUCAUGAGGCAAUGUCUAGAUAAGCAUCGACUGAUGGACGGCAUCAAGCAUUGUUCCAAUAUGCUGGGAGAGCUUCGCACCUCACUCUUGUCGCCCAAGAACUACUAUGAGCUAUAUAUAUCCAUUUUUAAUGCAAUGCGUUAUUUAAUCGACUAUCUACUGGAAAUGCAUCAAGCGGGAAAACACCAUCUGGGCGAUUUGUAUGAGUUAGUGCAGUACGCAAGCAGUAUUGUGCCUCGAUUGUAUUUGAUGACGACCGUGGGGUCCAUCUAUCUCAGCGUCGACGAUGCGCCUCCAGUAGCCGAAGUCAUGAGCGACAUGAUGGAAAUGACGAGAGGCGUGCAGCACCCAAUUCGAGGGCUCUUUUUACGCCAUUACUUGGGUGGAAUGACUCGAGAUUUUCUGCCACACAAUGUCGACCACUUGAGUGCAACAAUACAGUUCAUACUGACUAACUUUGCUGAAAUGAACAAGCUAUGGGUGAGACUGCAACACAUGGGACAUACAAGAGACAGAGCAAAGAGAGAGUCUGAGAGAAAAGAGCUGGGUACAUUAGUAGGCACAAAUCUGGUGCGAUUGAGUCAGUUGGAGGGUGUCGAUCUAGAGAUGUAUCAGACAGACAUACUGCCAGGCAUCUUGAGCCAGGUCAUCAGCUGUCAUGAUGUGAUGGCCCAGGAAUAUCUUAUGGAAGUCAUUAUUCAAAUUUUUCCCGAUGAAUUUCAUAUCUACACAUUGAAGCCUUUUCUCGCCACCACAGCGCAAUUGCACGCCAACGUCAACAUCAAGAUGAUCAUCAUGGCUUUACUAGACAGACUAGCCACUUAUUCAAAAGACCAACAGACAAACAUAGGCAUUCAAGAGGAAGAAGAAGUAGAAAGCAAUGCCCUGUUUCUCAUGUUUUGGAAUGAAAUCAUGGAACUCGUGAAAAGUCGUCGUGAAUUACCAGUGCAGGAUCAAACGUCGCUGUUCUUGUCGCUUGCCAAUUUCUCGAUUUCCUGCUACCCAGAUCGACUGGACUACAUGGACCAGAUACUGCACUUUACCAAGGAAUCCAUCUUUAGUCAAUAUGCGCCGGAGUUGCACACCAAGCAAUCUGAGCAAAACGUGCUUCAAUUGCUGCUUCUGCCUGCUCAGACAUGGGAUGUGCUUACGCUGAUUACGACACUCAAGCACUAUCAGCCAUUGCUGGCCAUUCAGCCGUAUUCUACACGCAGAACAGUGGGAUUGGCUAUUCUAGACAACAUACUGGAGAAGGAAACUCGCCUUGAUCAGCCUGAGCAAGUUUACCAGAUACUGGAGAUCUGUCAUGUACUGGUCAAGGACCACAAAAAUACAUUUGUUUCGCAGCAGUUAUACCAGUACGAAGAUGAGGACGACAGAGAUGAACAAGGCUGGGUGGCGAGACUAGUGCAUUUAUUCUACUCGGAAGAUGAGGACACGCAGUUUUUGCUGUUAUCAGCAGCAAGGCAGCAGCUGGAAAAUGGCGACCAAAAUCGAAUCAAGACCAUUUUUCCUUCGUUGAUUGUUUCCAGUUUGAAGCUCGCUACCAGAUAUUUUUACAGGCAUAAAAAGGAGCAACAGCAACAACAGCAACAGGGCGCAUUGAAAACAGAGCAGGGGCAGGAGGAAGAGCAAGAGACACCAGUGGAAGAGGACAAUGCCAAGACAAUGGAUCAUGCCAAUGAUGACGAGGAGAAAAAAGAAGAGGAUGAGCAGCAGCAAAAGGAAAAUGAACAGGUUGCCAUGGCAACAUCAGAUGCAGACAGACAGGACGAAUGGGGCAAAAAGAUGACAACACUAUACCAUUUUAUUCAUCAAAUCAUUAUGAUCUUUUGCCGUCAAUGCGAAAACACAGAAGCACACACAGUCCAAUUCUUUCUGAUGGCGGGUCAAAAUGCCAAUUAUUGCGGUUUUGAGAAGACAGCUUUUGAGCUGUAUCUGGAUGCAUUCCGUGUAUACGAGGAGUCAGUGUCCCAUUCCAGAGCGCAAUUUAAUGCGAUUGUUUACAGUAUUGGAUCAUUACUCAAAAUAUGGUCUCGAUUCCAAGAGCAGUAUUUUAACAAACUUAGCACCAAGCUCACAGUCUACAGUACAAAAUUACUUAAGAAACCAGAUCAAUCCAGAGCCGUGUACCUGUCAUCGCACUUGUGGACGCAGGGAGAAACGCCAUCGCGAAUAAUUGAAUGCCUGCAGAAAUCGCUCAAGAUAGCUGAUAGCUGCAUGGAUGCAGUGACAAAUGAAAUGCUGUUUUUGGAGUUAUUGAAUCAAAAUAUUUACUAUUUUGAAAACGGACAAUCCUUGGUUACUGCCAAUUACUUGAAUGGCUUGAUGGAUUUGAUUUCAUCGAGAUUAAUGUAUAUAAAUCAGCAAGAUCAGCACCCCUUUACAUCGAAUUCGUCGAGUCUAAUGGAUCAUGAUGACAGCGACUUGCCAGAUUACAUAACACGUCAAUUUGACUCAAUAUUGGCCCAUUUGAGAUUUUGCCGAGAAAGAUCUCCAGAGAGAUACACAGAGAUUGAGUUGCCCACUGUGAAUGAAGCGAAAUAA